UCAGCAGGGAACAAUCUCGCGUUCGGACAAAAACACAAACAUCAACAGAGAACGAUUUCUGGCACUGGCAACCUCAGAAAACUUGAUUUUUAUAAAUUUUUAGGCAAUUUCUAAGACAGGAAAUAUGUCUGAAAAGAACAAUCCGGCCCUCGGGGGCAUCCAGAGCACGGCAGGAGCUAUUCCUGUCCGAAAUAAGAAAGGCGAAAUAACCAUGCAAAAAGUCAAGGUGCACCGCUACAUUUCUGGAAAGAGGCCUGAUUAUGCUCCGGACACAAGUUCAGAAGAAGAGUCUGACCGCGAGGAUUUCAUCCAGUCUCAGAAAACCAAAAGAUUUAAAGAGGAGGAAACUGAAAAGAUGAGCAUUGAUGUUGUUCAGGACAGACGUUUAGAACGAUUAAGAAGAAAAGAAAUGGAGAAAUCUGAAGAAGAGGAGGACGACGAAGAUGAUAUUGCAGCUCGCAGACAGAGACGAAGGGCAGUAGUUGAGCCUGAAAUCUUGGAGGGUUCUUCCUCAGAAGAUGAGAAGGAAAGGAGUCAUUCCAUGGGCAAAGUUAUGAUACCUGGUGAUGUGAUGGAAAGUGAUGAUGAUGACGAAGUAACUGAAGAAGACUUGGAACGCAGACGUGCAUUAAUCAGGCAGAAGCUUUUGCAACAACGACGCACUCAAGAAGAAGAGGUUGAUGUUCUCAUGGAGGAUGACGAAAUUAAACGGGAAGAAGAAACUUCAGACGAUACUUCUGAGUACGAGGAAUACACUGACUCUGAGGAAGAAGAUUUGGGACCAAGGUUAAAACCAGUUUUUGUACGCAAAAGGGAGAGGCUCACUGUUGCGGAAAAAGAAAAGUUGGCCGAAAAGGAAAGAUUAGCUGAAAUUGAAGCAAAGCGAGCUGCCGACGAACGGAAACGACAGUCGAUCAAGAUGGUUGAGGAAGAAAUUCGAAAAGAAGCAGCAAAGAAGAAACCUACUGGUGGCACUGAGGGUGCAAAGAUUGAUGAUGUCUGCACUGACGAUGAAAACGAUGAGCUUGAAUACGAAGCUUGGAAAAUUCGAGAGCUGAAAAGGAUAAAGAGGGACAAGGAAGAGAAGGAGCAACUAGAAAAGGAGCGCAUGGAGAUCGAACGAUUGCGAAAUAUGACAGAGGAGCAACGGAGACAGGAGCUUCGCAACAGACCAAAAGUCAUCACAAACAAAGCAGCCAAGGGCAAAUACAAAUUUUUGCAAAAGUACUACCAUCGUGGUGCUUUCUAUUUGGACGAGGAUGAUGAGGUUUACAAACGAGACUUCUCUGGAGCAACUUUGGAGGACCACUUUGACAAGUCUGUCCUGCCCAAAGUCAUGCAGGUCAAAAACUUUGGUCGCUCUGGACGCACCAAGUACACUCACCUUGUGGAUCAAGACACCACUGCCUUUGACAGUCCGUGGUCCCAGGAGACGACUUCUAAAGUGGGAACUCUCAAAUCAACUGCCAGUACCAGUUCAAGUAGGAAUUAGACUUUGGUAAUGUAAAUAUUGAAUUUUCUACCUUGUAAGCAAUGUAAUAAUAUUGUUUCACCAAAAGUGGUGCACUAAACAUGAAAAAAGAAAGUGAAUGUAUUUAAUUUUUUAUCCAAGCCAUAUUAAAAAAAACGACUGCCGCAUAUUUAAAAAAAAAAAGAUUUUAUAACAUUAUCAGGAUUUUACACUCUAAGCUUAUUAUUAAUAAUAUUUCAAGUUUCAACCAUAAUAUAAUAUUUUACAUUACUUCUGAUCAUAAUUAUAUUCCGUGAAAAAAUCUUAUAAACUUCACUAAUGCAAUUUAUUAACUUAUUUUACCUUUCAAAACAUUUGAAGAGGAACCAAACAAAAUAUUUUUUAGUCGUUUGUGGUUAAUUUAACACAGCCUCAAUCACAAUUACAUUAAAUAAGUUAUCAAGGUGCAAACAAUUGAAUCUGUUGUCUGCUGAUCAAAACAGAAUAAUGUUGGCAUAAUUUAUUUUUAAUCAAAUUAGGAUCAAAGUAAAUGAAAUAAAAAGUGAAAUAAUGAAUUAUUUCUUUAAGAGCCCUUA
This is a messenger RNA of Neocloeon triangulifer, 2046 nucleotides long. It is a transcript of the gene Mfap1, whose product is annotated as microfibrillar-associated protein 1. NCBI's taxonomy places the organism in Eukaryota, Metazoa, Arthropoda, Insecta, Ephemeroptera, Baetidae. Bases 125 to 1492 code for a protein of 455 amino acids. The record is from RefSeq and is a predicted model, not a curated record. Gene Ontology annotation, biological process: mRNA splicing, via spliceosome. Gene Ontology annotation, molecular function: RNA binding. The transcript has 7 exons. Gene Ontology annotation, cellular component: U2-type spliceosomal complex.